Torulaspora delbrueckii is the source of this 2265-nucleotide messenger RNA. RefSeq names its product GTPase-activating protein GYP7 (gene GYP7). Gene Ontology annotation, molecular function: GTPase activator activity. Gene Ontology annotation, biological process: activation of GTPase activity. The transcript has a single exon. Bases 1 to 2265 code for a protein of 754 amino acids. Lineage: Eukaryota; Fungi; Ascomycota; Saccharomycetes; Saccharomycetales; Saccharomycetaceae. The record is from RefSeq and is a predicted model, not a curated record.
AUGUCGAUGGAGCUCCUCUUUUGCAAAUCAAAAGUUUUUGUUCAUCCCAGCAAGAGCUCGCAGGAUAAUAUACCUGGGUUUCUGAUUAUAACUCUUGAGCAAGGUCAACCAAGACAGGAAUGCGUACUGGCUUGGGUUCCGGAGUCUGCUCUGGAUAAGAAGCAGCUGAAUUGGUUGUAUCAUGCAGAUUUAACACUAGGGAAGUCAGAGCUGCAGAAGUUGAAAAUGGGCCCUGGGACCCUUGGAGGUAUCUCAUCGAUGGCAUGGUCAUUUUCUAUCAAGUUGGGAUAUUUGUACUCGAUCGAAUUCAGAGUACCUAGCCCUACUGGUUUGUGGCACGGAUCAGUCAUUUUACACUCAAAGUCUCCCCAGGAGGACGAUACACUGCCCGUUUUGUUCUUUCAUGAUAAGGCUUGUCCUUCGACAGAACGCAAGAUGAAGGAGCUUAACAAAUCUUUUGAUCCCUUUACAAGUUCUGGGGAUAUCUAUUGGGGUGGGAUCGAUUUUAGAAGCUCCGUAGCUUCUUUAGUUGAUUUGAAGCAGACCUACGUUGAUCCGACUGUGUGGUUAGUGAAUGCUUCUCUAGACGAUUUAAGAAAUUUCUCACCACAGCUUAUGCAAAGAAGACUAAGUGAAGGCAAGGCUAAGACGGAAGUUGGAAGUUCGAAUUUGUGGGAUAAAUGGGAAGCUGCUAAAUGGGGAUUUAUGACCAGGGUAGCUGAUGCGACAUCAAAGACUGGAUCCUACAUGGGUAGUUUGAUUCGAAAGCACCCACUUGUUAUGCUUGCUGAGAAGAAUGGUAAUAAUCCUUAUGUCAAGAAGCUGCUGGAAAACCCAAGAGUGCAAGAGGUCCAAGAUGAUUUCGACUCUGCAAGAGUUUACUUAGCCAAAUGGGCUCUUGGGGUCAAGCAGCAAGCUGACCAAUAUCAAAGAACACAUGAGAUUGGUGACUCUUAUAGGAAAGCACUUACAAAAGAGCUUGGGUUCGAUAGUCAAUCUGAUGUUCAGUUCACCGAAGAAGAAUUGAGCAGAGCUUUAGAGAGAAAGUUCCCGGUUUCCAAGCAGAAAUGGGAGUCUUUUUUUGACUCGCAGGGCAGAAUUUCUCUCACGGUGAAUGAGGUUAAGGACUUUAUAUUUCAUGGCGGAAUAGAAGAUUUCGGCACAAGGAAGGAAGUGUGGUUGUUUUUACUUGGCGUUUAUCCUUGGGACUCUUCUUCCGACGAGCGAGAGCAACUGGAUCAGACCCUUGCGGAGAUUUACAAUAACAAUUACAAAUCGAAAUGGCUUAACAGGUCAACUCAUCCCGAUGCACAAGAGGAAGAAUACUGGCAGGAUCAACUUUUCAGGAUUGAGAAGGAUGUCAAGAGAAAUGAUCGCAAUUUUGACAUAUACAAGUACAAUACCCCAGAUGGCUCAGCUCCUGAGACGAAAGAAACAGAAGAUCCGUCAGAAGGUGAUAAAACUGAGGAAAGUGAACAUUGGUCAAUCAAGAACCCUCACUUGCUUUCUUUGAAAAACAUACUGAUCUGCUAUAACAUAUACAACCCCAAUUUGGGGUAUGUGCAAGGCAUGGCAGACCUACUGUCGGUCGUUUACUACAUUGUUAGAGAUGAGGCACUCUCCUUUUGGUGUUUUGUCAAUUUCAUGGACAGAAUGGAACGAAACUUCCUCAGGGAUCAAUCAGGGAUCCGUGACCAAAUGUUGACUUUAACGGAACUUUGUCAACUACUUUUGCCCCAGCUUACCGAGCAUUUGAACAAGUGUGACUCUUCAAACUUGUUUUUCUGUUUCCGCAUGCUACUUGUUUGGUUCAAGAGGGAGUUUGAAUUUCCAGACGUCUGUUCAAUUUGGGAGAUUUUCUUAACCGAUUACUAUUCGUCACAGUUCCAGCUCUUCUUCAUGUUAGCGAUCUUGCAAAAGAACAGUCAGCCGAUCAUCCAAAACCUCAACCAAUUUGAUCAGGUUCUUAAAUAUUUCAACGAUCUUCAUGGGACGAUGGAUUGGAGUGAUCUGAUGACUAGGAGUGAGCUAUUGUUUAUCAGGUUCAAGAAGAUCAUGGAAGUUAUGGAAAGGAAAAGUGAGAUCGAAGAAAAUAUACCAAAUAAUGACGGUGGGAAAACGACUGGCGUUCAACUGCACGAUUUUGAAAUAGAGGAUAACGAUAAUCAAACUCUACCUUGCGCCAGCAAAUAUCUGCAGCUUCUUUUGUCUAAGAAACUCGUGGUUCAGAGAGAAAAUCCUCGGGCUAAGGAUUCCAUAAAGUAA